CUUACUUCUCAAUGCUUGCCACUACCCCGGGAUGGCAGUUUAGUAAUUAGACUCCUUCCAAUUAUUUUUCCAGAGUCAAGCUCACCCUCCGAGCCACCAACCCCCAAACCAUCUCUCUCUCUAGGCUGGUAAAACUUCAACGGCAGUAGCUACACUCACAAACAGAAAUAUAAUUAGCGGAUCGGUGAGCUGAUUAUCAUGGCCCACCCGCCUGACCACCUCUCUCUUCCCUCCCCGGUGGCUGCUCUCUCCUCUUAGAAUAAUAACAUGUAUGCCAUAAAGCCCAUUCUCUCGUUUGUAUAAUUUCCCACUUCACUACCUUCCCUAUAUUGAUGCAUUCGUUUCUCUCUCAGCUCGUCUGAAUUUACGAGGCGAGUUUGCUCUUUGUUCCUUUCACAGGUCUCUUUGAGCCAGCACCAUGGCAACUGGACAACUUUUCUCCAAAUCGACACAAGCAUUGUUCUACAAUUACAAGCAACUUCCAAUCCAACGGAUGCUUGAUUUUGACUUCCUUUGUGGGAGGGAAACACCUUCAGUUGCUGGAAUUAUAAAUCCUGGUGCCGAAGGAUUCCAGAAACUUUUUUUCGGUCAGGAGGAAAUCGCCAUUCCAGUACACUCAACCAUUGAAGCCGCCUGUGCUGCACAUCCCACUGCUGAUGUCUUCAUAAACUUUGCAUCUUUCAGAAGUGCUGCUGCUUCAUCCAUGGCUGCUCUCAAACAGCCAACUGUUAGAGUUGUGGCUAUAAUAGCUGAAGGUGUUCCCGAGUUGGACACCAAGCAGUUGAUUGCUUAUGCAAAGGCAAAUAAUAAGGUUGUCAUCGGCCCAGCUACUGUAGGAGGAAUUCAAGCUGGAGCUUUUAAGAUUGGCGACACUGCAGGAACAAUUGAUAAUAUUAUUCACUGUAAACUGUACAGACCUGGAUCUGUUGGUUUUGUCUCCAAAUCUGGUGGCAUGUCUAAUGAAUUAUACAAUUCAAUUGCUCGUGUGACAGAUGGAAUUUACGAAGGUAUUGCAAUUGGAGGAGAUGUGUUCCCGGGCUCUACCCUUUCUGAUCAUGUUCUACGGUUUAAUAACAUUCCGCAGGUUAAAAUGAUCGUUGUUCUUGGGGAACUUGGUGGAAGGGAUGAGUAUUCCCUGGUUGAAGCCCUCAAACAGGGAAAAAUUAAUAAACCAGUGGUUGCUUGGGUCAGCGGAACAUGCGCAACGCUUUUCAAGUCGGAAGUGCAAUUUGGCCAUGCGGGAGCAAAGAGUGGAGGUGAGAUGGAGUCUGCACAAGCGAAGAAUCAAGCACUUAAGGAAGCUGGAGCUGUUGUUCCCACUUCAUAUGAAGCAUUUGAAGCUGCGAUCAAAGAAACAUUUGUGAAACUGGUUGAGGAGGGCAAGAUUACACCUAUCAAGGAAGUUACACCUCCACAAAUCCCAGAGGAUCUUAACAGUGCAAUUAAGAGUGGGAAAGUGCGGGCUCCAACUCAUAUUAUUUCCACUAUCUCUGAUGAUAGAGGUGAAGAGCCAUGUUAUGGUGGUGUCCCAAUGUCCUCUAUUGUUGAACAAGGUUUUGGUGUGGGUGAUGUGAUUUCCCUAUUGUGGUUCAAACGCAGCCUUCCUCGCUACUGUACUCGUUUUAUUGAGAUUUGCAUCAUGUUAUGUGCCGACCAUGGUCCCUGUGUCUCAGGUGCUCACAACACCAUCGUAACUGCUAGGGCUGGAAAAGACCUGGUGUCCAGCCUUGUUUCAGGUUUGCUAACAAUUGGUCCCCGAUUUGGUGGAGCUAUUGAUGAUGCCGCUCGUUACUUCAAGGAUGCUUAUGACAGGGGUCUUGCGCCUUAUGAGUUUGUGGAAGGUAUGAAAAAGAAGGGCAUUCGUGUGCCAGGAAUUGGACACAGGAUCAAGAGAGGUGACAACAGAGACAAGAGAGUAGAGUUGCUGCAACGGUUUGCUCGUGACCAGUUUCCCUCGGUGAAGUACAUGGAAUACGCAGUGCAAGUUGAAACCUACACUCUCUCCAAGGCAAACAACCUAGUAAUGAACGUAGAUGGUGCUAUUGGGUCCCUCUUCUUGGACCUCCUCGCAGGCAGUGGAAUGUUCACCAAGCAAGAAAUUGACGAGAUUGUUGAGAUUGGCUACCUGAAUGGGCUUUUCGUGCUGGCCCGUUCCAUUGGUCUCAUCGGGCAUACUUUUGAUCAAAAGAGAUUGAAGCAGCCUCUAUACCGUCAUCCAUGGGAAGAUGUUCUUUACACCAAGUGAUGAGUUUCCAAAUUGCAGUGGGAACAACAAUGCUUUCCUGCUUCCAACAAGCAUUUUCAUUAGAAGUUUUCUGUACCCAAUUUGUUGUGAUGAUUGUUCAGCUGUUGGACUGGUCUUUGUAUUGAUAAUGGCAGACUGAGCACUUACAUUGUAAGCUUUGACGGAUUAUUAUAAAGAAAGGGAGUCGUGUCUACGGUAUCAAAAAAUAA
Ilex paraguariensis (yerba mate) is the source of this 2454-nucleotide messenger RNA. The record is from the annotation of a GenBank genome assembly. NCBI's taxonomy places the organism in Eukaryota, Viridiplantae, Streptophyta, Magnoliopsida, Aquifoliales, Aquifoliaceae.